Messenger RNA from Pollicipes pollicipes, 3207 nucleotides. It is a transcript of the gene iPLA2-VIA, whose product is annotated as calcium-independent phospholipase A2 VIA. Lineage: Eukaryota; Metazoa; Arthropoda; Thecostraca; Pollicipedomorpha; Pollicipedidae. Gene Ontology annotation, molecular function: long-chain fatty acyl-CoA hydrolase activity; protein binding. Bases 148 to 2361 code for a protein of 737 amino acids. The record is from RefSeq and is a predicted model, not a curated record. Gene Ontology annotation, cellular component: mitochondrion. The transcript has 7 exons. Gene Ontology annotation, biological process: lipid metabolic process; positive regulation of ceramide biosynthetic process.
CCCACCGUCGGCAAUACAGGUACCCAAGUAAAAAGAAAGCCGUUUAAUAUAUCUCUGUGUUAUUCAUGUUGUAGUGCUACAAAUCGAUCGAAAUCUUCAAGCCUCGACCACCACUGAUCGCUUUUCAAGAACGCUCCAAACAUCGCCAUGUCCCUGUUCAGUAACAUGGUGACAGACUUCUUGCGGAACAUCAUUGACACUGCACAAGACCCCAACUCGGUGUAUGAGGUGAAGGCAGAUACGCACAACCACUGGCCAGUGUGCUGCCGCGAACAGUGCCUGUGUCUGUAUGGGCCCGAACGCACGUCAGAUGGCACUGAGGUCUUCGACCUGGUCAUCCAGCGGCCGCUCGCCGACACUGUUGACAAGGAGUACGUGCUGGCACGCUCGCGCUCGCGGGAGGACGGCCGCCGCCUGCUGCAGCGGCUGGCAGGCUUCCUACCGCUGCUGGUGCGCCACUGGCCGCGCGACACGCUCCAGCAGCCGACGCUGCAGCGCGUCUGCGACGCCGUCCGGCUGCACCCGGGCUGGCACGGCGCGCAUGUGUGUGCCGAGCUGCAAUGGGCCGAGCCGCUGGCGCGGCCCGAGCUGGCGCCGUUCGUCACCAAGCCCGACCCCGAGACGGGCGUCACGCCACUGCACGUGGCCGUCACCGGCGGCAACGCGCGCUACGUGACGCGUCUGAUGGCGUUGGCGCCGCCGCCGAGCGUGGCCACCGCCGACGCCGACGGCAAUACGGUGCUGCACGUGGCGGCACGUGGCCCGCGCGAGCUGCUGGCGCUGCUGGUCGGCUUCGCCGAGCCGGACACAGUGAACGCGCGCAACGGUAAGAACCUGACGGCGCUGCACGUCGCCUGCAUGGAGGACAAGCCAGAGAAUGUCAAGACGCUGCUGAAGGCUGGCGCCGACGUCAACGUGGCCGGAAACGCCGACCAGCUGCCCAUCCACACGGCUAUGUCGCUGUCCAGCUCACGCUGUGCCAAGGAGAUCAUCGACACCUACCCCAACCAGCUGAACGCCAAGGACAUGAAGCUCGGCGGCACGCCGCUGCACUGGGCCAAGGGCGUCGACGUGCUGCUGGCCAUGCUGGAGCUCGGCUGCAACAUUAACGCGCGCAACUUUGCUGGCGACACGGCGUUGCACGUGAUGACGCGCAAUCGGCUGCUGGACAAUGUGGUGCUGCUGCUGUCGCACGGCGCCGAGGUGGACCCGCAGGACCGCGACGGCAACACGCCGCUGCUGCUGGCCGUUGCGCUGGCGGAUGUGCACCUCACGCGCGCGCUCAUCGUCUUCGGCGCCGACCUGGCGGCGUGCAACGUGCUGGCGGCCACGUCGCUGAGCCGCUCGGUAGCUGAGGCGCGCCGCCGGCAGUCGCCGCCGCCACGCUGCCGCGUGCUCUGCCUGGACGGCGGCGGCAUCCGCGGCGUACUGCUCGUGCAGGCGCUGCACGAGAUACAGCGGCUGGCCGACAAACCGAUCGCAGAGUGCUUCGACUGGAUCGGCGGCACCAGCGUCGGCGGCAUCCUGGCCAUGGCGCUGGCGCUGGGCAAGACGCUGCAGCAGUGCCAGCAGCUCUUCUUUCGCCUCAAGGACAAGGUGUUCGUCGGCUCGCGGCCGUAUAGCAACGAACGCCUGGAGGGCUUUCUGAAGGAUGAGUUCGGCGAGAACACGGUGAUGACGGACAUCGAGAAGCCCCGCGUGAUCGUGACGGGCGCGCUGGGCGACCGACAUCCAGCCGACCUGCACCUCUUCCGCAACUACGAGGACGCCGCCGCCAUGCUGCAGAUUAAGGAGGCCACAAAGUUCACGCCGCCGCCGCCACCCAGCGAGCAGCUGGUGUGGCGCGCGGCCCGGUCCACCGGCGCAGCGCCCACCUUCUUCCGCGCCUCGGGCCGCUUCGUCGACGGCGGUCUCAUCGCCAACAACCCGACGCUCGAUGUGCUGACCGAGAUCUUCGAGUUCAACCUGGCGCUGCAGACGAUGGGCCGCGCGUCGGAGGCGGUGGCGCCCACGGUCGUGCUCUCGCUCGGCUGCGGACGGCCCCCGGUCGCUGAGGUGGACGCCAUAGACGUCUUUCAGCCGGACAGCAUCUGGGACAUCACCAAGUUGUCGUCCGGCUUCCAGGCUCUGUUUAAUAUGGUCACCGACCAGGCGACCUCCGUGGAGAACCGUGUGGUGGACCGGGCGCGCGCCUGGUGCGGCUCGCUGGCUGCACCCUACCUGCGCUGCAGCGCCCAGCUCACACUCGACCUGCCGCUGGACGAGACGCGCAACGAGCAGCUGUUGCUCAUCCUCUGGGAGAGUCGCGUCUACCUGGAGACCAAGCGCGACAUCCUGCGCGACUUCGUCAAGCUGCUGUGAACGCCGGCGCGGGCGCGGGCGUGGACUUGUUCGGCGCGGCGCGGCGCACGGCUGGUUGAGCGACUCAUAUCUUCCGAUAGUGGAACUGUUCCACCGACCGUUUGGACGUCAGUUACCAUUGUGCUGUCUAGAGGCUUGCCUGCUGGGUGAUGUUGUUGGCUGAUCUGUGGGAUGACGGUACCAGAGGAGGAUGACAGGUGUAUGGGUGGCACCAGAGGAGGAUGACGCAGGUGUAUUGGUGGUAUCAGAGGAGUAGGACGCAGAUGUAUUGGUGGUACCAGAGGAGUAGGACGCAGGUGUAUUGGUGGCACCAGAGGAUGACGCAGGUGUAUUGGUGGCACCUGGGGAUUUUGUCGUGUAAUUGUCUUUGUUUUGCGUAUCCGCCGUAUUGAAUGAGCUGCUGGUUUUGCGAGUGUAUGGGGCUAGAGUAUUAUCUUUCUUCAUCUGGCUGUAUCUGUCUAAGCGUUCUGCAUUUGCAGUUCUGCAGUAGUUUAGCUGGUUAAGUUUUCCUCAGGUGUCAUACCGCACUGAAGCGUUUUGGUCAUUUAUGGAGUAUGUUUACCGUGAAUGUGCCAUUCAUGAAAUGACAGUUUUAGUUACGGGUUCUCAUUUAGCCGUAGACGCACGCGAAUUCGUGAAGCAGCUUUAAUUCGACGUCGUUGCUUAGCAAUGACCUCGAAUGAAAUUGAUCCAGGUCGUGAAAUGGCCUGCGUAUGCCUAAUUGCGUCUGCGCAUAUGCAGUCCCCGCAGAGACUGUGCUGUGAAGGCUGACCUUCUGCACCGGCAGGCGGGGAAUGCGCUUUGAUAGCUUUUAAUCAUAUGGUGGGUCAAUAUAAUACUCCCAGA